This is a messenger RNA of Scheffersomyces coipomensis, 2936 nucleotides long. Its product is annotated as putative ATPase. Gene Ontology annotation, molecular function: DNA binding; ATP-dependent chromatin remodeler activity; ATP binding. NCBI's taxonomy places the organism in Eukaryota, Fungi, Ascomycota, Pichiomycetes, Serinales, Debaryomycetaceae. The transcript has a single exon. Gene Ontology annotation, cellular component: nucleus. Bases 253 to 2841 code for a protein of 862 amino acids. The record is from RefSeq and is a predicted model, not a curated record.
UGGUAAGAUACUUAUAAAAUAGUUAUUUAAAAUAAAAUACUUUUCUUGACCGUCAUAAUUUGAUCUAGACUUCCUAAUGCGGAAGUGUAUCACAACUGAUCAGAAUAUUAACUUUUUCCUUUUUUUUAACCAGAUCAAUUAAUGAAAAAAAAAAAGAGAGAGAGAUAGAUUACGCGUCUAUUUUAGUUAGAUACCUGUAUCAACCCAUCUUUACAACCUUUAAUAUAUCGUGUAACAUAUACUAAGAUAGAGAUGACUCCAAGUGUGAUGGAAGUCAUCAAUAUAGAAGAAACUGAAUCGGAAAGUGAAAUCCAUUUAAAAGAAUUGAUUCAAGAACAAGAAACUAUCAAACACGUUAAACAUCAAAAUGGCAGCCAGAAUGAUGAUGAAGUAGAUGAGUUCAAUCAUUUAUCCAAAGAUCGUAAGUUAGAUCGUUUGAAUAACUUAAUUCUGAAGUCUCAAUUGUAUUCUCAAAUCAUUGCUGAUAAUAUCUUACAAAGUAGUUUAUUAAAGAGACAGCAGAAGGAACAAGAACAAGAACAAGAACAAGAACAGCCACAACAACAACCAACUCCCGAAGAAACACCCACUAAAAGAAGGAGAGGAAAUCCAAGACUGAAAAAACCAAAGGGUAAGGUUCAACAUGAUAUCACUUCAAUGUUAUCUACCAAAAUAUCUGAUUCUACCAAAUCGGCCAAACAAGCUAUUGAAGAAUCUCAAGAUAAUUCCACCACUUCAACUAUUCAACAACCAAAAUUAAUUUCAGGUGCAACUUUAAAGAAUUAUCAAUUAGAUGGAUUAGAAUGGUUGAUCACAUUAUAUGAAAAUGGGUUAAAUGGGAUUUUAGCUGAUGAAAUGGGUUUAGGUAAGACUUUACAAUGUAUCUCUUUCUUAUCAUUUUUAAUUGAAAAUGAUAUUAAAGGACCAUUUUUAAUUGUGGUACCAUUAUCAACAUUAACUAAUUGGGAAAAUGAAUUUAAAAAAUUUGCUCCCAAAUUAAAAAUUUUUAAAUAUAGUGGUUCAAAACAAGUUAGAAAUAAGAUUAAUUUAAAUUAUGAGAUUAAUCAAAAACAUUUAAAUAUAAUUUUAACAUCUUAUGAGAUUUCAAUUAAAGAUUUUAAUAAAUUAAAUUAUAUAAAUUGGAAUUAUUUAAUUGUCGAUGAAGGUCAUAGAUUAAAGAAUAAUAAUUGUGUUUUAAUUAAAUUUUUAAAGAAAUUAAAUACUUCAAAUCGGUUAUUAUUAACCGGUACUCCAUUACAAAAUAAUUUAAAUGAAUUAUGGUCUUUAUUGAAUUUUAUUUUACCUGAUAUUUUUCAUGAUUUAGAAUUAUUCCAACAAUGGUUUAAUUUUGAUGAAUUAACUAAUUUAGCUAAUGAUAUUGGUGAUGAUGAUGAUAAUGAAAAUGAUGAUGAAACUAAACGUUUAAUUAAAUUAAAUAUUCAACAAAGUUUAAUUAAGAAUUUACAUACCAUUUUAAAACCAUUUUUAUUAAGAAGAUUAAAAAGAGAUGUUAUAAAAGAUUUACCUCCUAAAAAAGAAUAUAUUAUUCAUAUUCCAUUAAGUAAAUUACAAACUAAAUUAUAUUAUGAUUGUAUUAAUAAUCGAUUAUAUUAUAGUUUGGUGGAAAUUUAUUUAAAAGAUUUCAUUCAUUAUAAUCAUUAUGAAUUAUUUAAACAGGAUUUUGAUAUAAUUGAUCAAUUUCUUAAUGAUAAAUUUGGGGAAAGUACUAAAAUUGAUAAAAGUAAAAAAUUAAUUCGUAAUUAUCAAGAAUUUGAAUCUGAUGAUGAAUUUGAAGAUUUCUCAAAUGAUCCUACCGAUGAUGAAAAAGAAAAUGAAACUUAUGAAACGAUCGUAUCUUCUAGAAAGAGAAUAUCAAAGAAUCAAAAACAACAAUUGCUUUUAAAUACUUUAUUCCAAAAGAUUACUAAAGAAGUGAGAAAUUUAUCGUUACAAAAUUUAACUAUGCAAUUAAGAAAUAUUUGUAAUUCUCCAUAUAUUUAUUAUGAACCAUUUUUAAUUAACAAUGAAUCAGUUCAUGAAUCAAAAUUCAUCGAAAUCUUAUUAAAAAAUUCAAGUAAAUUUCAAGUGUUAGAUCAAUUAAUUGAAUCACUUUUAAAAAAGAAUCAUAAAGUGUUAAUAUUCAGUCAAUUUACAAAAGCAUUAGAUUUAAUUCAAGAUUGGUUGAAUUUAAAACACAUUGAAAUCUGUCGAUUAGAUGGAUCAACAUCUCAAGAUAAUCGAGAUGAAGAAAUUAAAAAAUUCAAUAAUUCGAAAUUAAAUCAUAAAGUAUUUUUAUUAAGUACAAGAGCAGGUGGAUUAGGAAUUAAUUUAGUGGCGGCUGAUUCGGUGAUUUUAUUUGAUAAUGAUUGGAAUCCUCAAAUGGAUUUACAAGCCAUUGAUAGAGUUCAUAGAAUUGGACAAACUAAACCGGUUAAAAUAUUCCGAUUCUUAGUACAAAAUUCAAUUGAAGAAAUUUUAAUUACCAAGAGUUCUUCAAAGAGAUUCUUAGAAAAAUUAGUUAUAAAUCUAGGUCAAUUUAAAUUCAAUAAGUUAAAAUCUUUAAUUGAUACUGGUGCUGGUAACAAUGAGAAUAUAAGUGUUAAAGAUUUAUUAGAAUUUUCCAAAAUGAAUUUUAAAUCUGAUGAAACUAUUGAUGAAGAUGAAGAUCAUCAAUUUCAAUAUGAUUUCAGUUCAACCAUUGAAAACAAUAAGUUAUUAAAUCAAGAUGAAAUGAAUGAAUUAUUAGAUAGAUCCAUCAAUUGUUAUAGAUCCAUUGAUGAUUCUAAUUUCAAACAUAUAUCAAUCUUUGAAACCGUUAAUAAUAUGGAUAAAGAAGAUUAGAUCUUUGUGUAAAGAGGGGGAGGGGUUUUGAUUUUCCUAAUUAGGAAUGUGAGAUGGUUGCAGAUUGCAAACAAAAAAAUAGAUUUACAGGUUUA